This is a messenger RNA of Chondrus crispus (carragheen), 314 nucleotides long. RefSeq lists its product as hypothetical. The record is from RefSeq and is a predicted model, not a curated record. Gene Ontology annotation, biological process: mitochondrial respiratory chain complex I assembly. NCBI's taxonomy places the organism in Eukaryota, Rhodophyta, Florideophyceae, Gigartinales, Gigartinaceae. The coding region runs from base 63 to 314 and encodes 83 amino acids. The transcript is spliced from 4 exons.
UGCUGCGCUCCUGCUAAGCUGUCGAGCAUCUCGGAUCUUGUUUUCCUUCCGAUCUACACGCAAUGGCGUCAGGCUUCGGUAUCAACGGUGGUCCCGGCCGCUGCUAUUCAUUCUGGCUCGACUUCACAAAGUGCUUGGCUGAUGCUGCGAUCCCAGCGGAUUGCGCGCCCGCACGCGAGGAUUACAUCGAAUGUCUCCAUCACAGGAAGGAGUCAGAGCGCCGCCAACAGAUCGAGAAGCAGGCCCAGAAGAAUGAGCAGGAGAAACAGCAAGCAGACGCCCUCGCGAAGGAGCAAGCGCAGAAGGACCGAUAG